UUUUCAUCCAUAUCACUUUUCACUUUUUCCCGGUUUUCCUCAAACUCGGAGGUGCUGCUUCUUUCGGUGAAACUGGACACAGUGAAGAAGUUUCUCGCGUGCGCGUGCGUGCCUGUGAGUGAGGGGAACUCUUGUGUGUGAGUGUGUUCCGACGAGGGGGAGGCCUCCGCUUCCUCUCCCCGCCCACCGGCGCGCAGAAGGGCGGCAGAGGGCGAGCCAGAGCCGAGUGAGUGUGAGCGCGGACAAGUAGUUGAGCUUUUCGGCCUGCUUUUCUCGCGCAAGUCGGCGGUCAUGAUCGCGUCCGAACCCGCCGCCACUCGGCCUUUCAAGCGGAUUUACUCGCCAGCCAAGAGGACGGGCUCGUCUUAACACCGAAUCAUCAUGGCCAGUCCACGCUGAGGCGAGAGCUCUCGGUGUUUCCCGGACAAUGGAGCGCCCCGGCGGGGGGAGCCAGCUGUCGAGGCUGUGCUGCUUUCUGGCCUGCCUCGCCUCCGCCUCCGCCUCCGCCUCCGCCUCGUCCCAGCUCAGCUACUCCGUCCUGGAGGAGCUGAGUCCGGGCUCCAUCGUGGGGAACAUCGCCAAGGAUCUGGGCCUGAGCCCACAGAGCAUCGCUCAAAGGGGGCUGCGGGUGGUGUCCGAAACGGACACGCAGUAUUUCGAGGUGAGGCAAGCCAGCGGAGAUUUGGUGAUCAAGCAGCAAAUCGACCGGGAGCAGAUGUGCGAGUUGAGCCCGUCCUGCUCGCUCCAGCUUCAGAUACUUCUGUCGGACCCUUUGGAGAUCCGGCGCGUGGCGGUGGACAUCGCGGACGUCAACGACAACGCUCCGCGCUUUUCCACCACCAGCGUGUCUUUGGAGGUGUCCGAGGCCGCCGCGCAGGGCACGCGCUUCCGCUUGGAGAGCGCGCACGACCCGGACGUGGGGACCAACUCUCUACGCACCUACCAGCUGGCACCAAAUGACUUUUUUAUACUGAACGUGGAGACGAAAAGCGACGGCAGCAAGUUUCCCGAGCUUGUGGUGGACAAACCCGUCGACAGGGAGGCGCGGGCGUCCUUCGAGCUGCUGCUGACGGCCGUGGAUGGCGGGCAGCCGCACAAAUCGGGCUCCACGCUGCUUCUCAUCCAAGUGUUGGACGUCAAUGACAACGCGCCCGUCUUCCAGGAGGCCGUGAACAAAGUCGGCCUGCUCGAGAACGUCGCACCCGGCACUUUAGUCACCAAACUGAACGCCACGGACGCGGAUUCGGGUCGCAACGGCCAAAUUUCCUUCAUGUUUAGCAAAUACACGCCCGAGCGUGUGGCCAAACUUUUCAACGUGGAUGCGAAGAGCGGGGAGAUUCGUGUCCGCGGCGAGGUGGAUUACGAGAAAGCCGCGUCUUACCACCUGACGGUGCAGGCCCGCGACGCGGGCUCCCCGGCCAUGGAGGGCUCCUGCAACGUCAUCAUCGACGUCAAGGACGUCAACGACAACGCGCCGGAGGUCACGCUGACGUCACUCACCAGCCCCAUCCGAGAAGACUCCGCCCCGGAAACGGUGAUUGCCCUCAUCAGCGCUCGCGAUCUGGACUCGGGCAAGAACGGGGAGAUCACUUUGAGCCUCCCGCGCGGUCUGCCCUUCAAGCUCACUUCGGCGUUCGGCUCGCACUACAGCCUCACCACGGCCGCGGCCCUGGACCGCGAGAGCCAGUCCGAGUACAAGGUGGUCAUCACGGCCACCGACGGCGGUUCCCCGCCGCUGUCGUCGCAGGCCGCCUUCGUGGUGACGCUGUCCGACGUCAACGACAACGCCCCCGCCUUCUCCCAAAGUUCCUACUCGGUGGACGUCCCUGAGAAUAACGCCGCCAGCACCCCCAUCGCUUCGGUCUCGGCCACGGACCCGGACCUGGGGGACAACGCCCGCGUCACCUACUCCAUCCUCCCCGGCGUGGUCGAGGGCUCGCCGCUCUCCUCCUACGUCUACGUGAACCCGGAGAGCGGCCACAUCUUCAGCAUGCGCUCCUUGGAUCACGAGCAGCUGAAGGCCUUCCGGAUGGAGGUCCAGGCGUGCGACGCCGGGGUGCCCCCCAGGACCGCCAACGUCACCGUGCACGUGUUCGUGACGGACGCCAACGACAACGCGCCCGUGAUCGUCCACCCCGCCGUCGCGGGAGACGGCGGCCUGCAGCUGCGCGUGCCCCCGGCCGCCGGCCCGGGCUACCUGGUCAAUAAACUGGUGGCGGUGGACGCCGACAGCGGCCACAACGCCUGGCUUUUCUACUCCAUCGCGCCCGGGCCGCAUGCGAGCAUGUUCCGGAUCGGGGCGCGCUCCGGCGACCUCCGCACGACCCGCGAAUGGGCCGAGGAGGAAGAAGGCUCCGCCUACGACAUCGCCGUCAUCGUCCAGGACAACGGCCAGCCGCCCAAGUCGGCCCGGGUCAACGUCACGGUCACGGUGGACGAGAAGGCGGCCGCGGACCACGACGCGCCAGCGAGGCCCCGCCACACGCCCUUCUCCCCGCGCGACGGGAUGUCGGACAUCACCUUGUACCUCAUCAUCUCUCUGGCCUGCGUGUCAGGCGUGUCGCUCAUCACGCUGGCCGUGCUCACGGCGCGCUGCUUGAGGCACCGCGGCCACGGCUCGGGCGACUGCUGCUGCUGCUGCUACGGUAGCCGGCGGUCCGGCCGCUACCGGCACAGACCCGGCAAGGACCCGCACCUGCAGCUCAACACGGACGGGCCCAUCCGCUACAUGGAGGUGGUGGGCGGUCCCGGGGACCCGCACACGCGCACGUACGGGCCCUGCUACUCCACCAUCUCCAGCAGGAGCGACUUUGUGUUCAUGAAGACGCCCAUGCUGAGCCCCAGCAACACGCUGAACACCACCCUCAGCAGGAAGCUCCUCAGCGGCUCGCCGGGUGAGCAAAAGCCGCCCAACAAUGACUGGCGCUUCAACCAGGGACCGAGACCAGGACCCAGCGGUCCCCACAUGCCAUACGGUACACACAUAAGAUGGACGCCGCAGAGCGGGACAAGGGCUGCCGGAGGACCCGAGGUCGCCAUGGGAACCGGCCCCUGGCCCCAACCCCCGACCGAAGCCGAGCAGCUCCAGGCCCUGAUGGCCGCGGCUAACGUGAGCGACCCGAGCGGCACCCUGGGACCCGGCACGAUGGGCCUGAGCACCCGCUACAGCCCCCAGUUCACCCUGCAACACGUGCCCGACUACCGCCAGAACGUCUACAUCCCCGGCAGCACGGCCACGCUCACCUCCAAUCCCCAGCAGCAGCAGCAGCAGCAGCAGCAGCAGCAGCAGGCCGUGGCCCAGCAGGCCGGCCAGCAGGCGCUGCCCCCGCCCCAGCCCGAGCCCCCGAAAGCCGCCCAGACUCCCGCCUCCAAGAAGAAGUCCACCAAGAAGGAGAAGAAGUAGAAAAGGAAUGCCCGAUCCGGUCUGACGAGAAGUAUAACCCCCCACACCCCAGCACGAGCUAUCGCACUGGUGCGGAGCGCUCGGACGCUUCGGUUCGGACGCUUCUUCCGAAGUGUCUGGAGGAGUCCGAAGGCGUCCAAAGCUUCUGUCAGUCGAUGUUUCUUGCUCGGGUGUGGGCGGUUUUUGUGAUUUCCUUUUGGUUUAUUUUGGCUAAGACAAGGAACCUCCCCAGGUUGAUGUAUUCAGACAAACGUUAUUGUCCUUCAUGUCGGCGUUAUCGUGCGUUGGGACGUCAGUCGUUGCGAGCACGCUCGUCGCCGUCGUAUUUCGACGUAGGCUCGGCCCUCUUGCGGGAUCUCCCAGAGACGAUAACCGUCUUCUUUUAGCGCUCUUACCAACUUCGUCUGCAUGCUCUUUAAAGGCUCAAACCACUUUGUUCUAGUUUAGAGUGGCCAACUAUGCAUUGCAAAAGAAAAACAGGAGGAGGACGCCCCCCCCCCACGGCCCCCUUGCCAAAAUCGCUGGUCAACACAAUGCACGUGGACCAUCUCCCUGACGCAAAAAUACGUAGUUUGAAAAAGUAAGACAGACGAUAAUCUCUGAUGACCUGAGCAUGUUCGUGCAAUGAGAAACCACGGGUGGUGUCCAGCUGCCCCCCCCCCCCUCCACUCCCCCAUUAAGAGCCAACCGGAAGUAUUGCACUGACGUCGGGUGUAAAUCACAUUCGGGUGAAGUAUUUGCCGUCAUUCCGUUUUGUUGCAAUAGCAUGCGUAAGAUGUGAAGUGUGGCGGGUGAGCGGGACAGAGGCGGCGCUUGUGGUGGGCGGAGCCUGUGAUAUCGUUCCGUCGGCCCGCCGAGGUGGGCGACCCUCCGUCGGCUCCACCCGCUGAAUGUACAGACGAACCGCGGGCUCGAAUCCGCCGAGCCGGGCGAAGGCGCUCGCCAUACUCGCCCUUCACCGCCAUGUCGUGACCCCCCCCCCCCCGCCCCCACCCGCUCACUUGUAAAUACACAAGUCCUGUUGACGGUGCGAGCCGAGUGUUAGCGUUGUCGGGGCCCCCGUCGCCGUCCGGCAUUUCCCCCCCCCGCCACCCCCACCCCCACCCCUUCUCCACACGGCGUGGCUCCAAACUGGAAUGUGGCGCAUUUUGGUUUUCAAGAAACGACAACAACAAGAAAAAAAUCCAAUAAAGUUCUAAAUGGAUAUCGGAGAUGUUCUUCAACACUUUGCGUUGCAAUGUAGUAACUAAGCACCACGCCAACUAACUCUACAGUGUACAUAAAAGAAAUUCAAGAUAACUUUAGAUAAGGUGACACACGUAGACUAGUUAACUUGUGAUGUGUUGCGCAUAUUUUUGUCUUCAUUUUCUCUCUCUUUUAUCACGCUGUAAAGAAACGACAAAAAAAAUCUGAAAAUCUUUCUAUCCUUGUGUAAUCUCUUUGCGGUGAUUUGAUCUUGUGCAUUCUCUUUCUGUCCAUAUGAACAAAUGACUAAAUAUUAUAUACGUGUACGUCCGUCCGCUGCUGAAUGAAUACUACUCUAUCCUGCUGUAUUAUCUUUCGUAUCAAAAGCUUUGCCCCCCCCCCUCCUCACGCCUGCCUCCCUUGCGUUAUUCUUCUUUUUCUGCUAAUAUUUAUAUUGCUGUUUUAUUUUCUCUUGAACACUGACAUUUCAAAUAAAAACAUUCCCAAAUGG
Syngnathoides biaculeatus (alligator pipefish) is the source of this 5099-nucleotide messenger RNA. RefSeq names its product protocadherin gamma-C5-like. The record is from RefSeq and is a predicted model, not a curated record. Gene Ontology annotation, biological process: homophilic cell-cell adhesion. Bases 428 to 3403 code for a protein of 991 amino acids. NCBI's taxonomy places the organism in Eukaryota, Metazoa, Chordata, Actinopteri, Syngnathiformes, Syngnathidae. Gene Ontology annotation, molecular function: calcium ion binding. The transcript has 5 exons. Gene Ontology annotation, cellular component: plasma membrane.